CAAUCUUCCAUCUAUAAAAUCUCACAAAACCCUAACCUCGCCAUUCUCUCAGUGCCGCUCUUCCCUUUCCCCUACCCCUUCUCCAUUUCGCAGCCUUGAGAAAAUGACGACCAGAUUCAAGAAGAACAGGAAGAAGCGUGGCCACGUGAGCGCCGGACACGGUCGUGUCGGAAAGCACAGGAAGCAUCCAGGUGGACGAGGGAACGCCGGAGGUAUGCACCAUCAUCGUAUCCUUUUCGACAAGUACCAUCCUGGUUACUUCGGUAAAGUCGGUAUGCGUUAUUUCCACAAACUCCGUAACAAGUUCCAUUGUCCAACUGUUAACAUCGACAAGCUUUGGUCACUUCUUCCCCAAGAAGUCAAGGACAAGGCUAAAGCCAAUAAUGGUGCUGCUCCGCUAAUCGAUGUUACUCAGUUUGGGUACUUUAAGGUUCUGGGUAAAGGUGUUUUGCCUACGGGGCAGCCUGUUGUUGUGAAAGCUAAGUUGGUUUCGAAGAAUGCUGAGAAGAAGAUUAAGGAAGCUGGUGGUGCUGUUGUGCUUACCGCUUAGGUUUGGUUUUAUUAGUUGCGCCUUUUGAGGUUUUUUUGUUAAAGUUACUGUUUUCAUUAGUCAAUGGAGUAUUUGAACCUUGGGAUUUACUGCUUUGAAAUACAUUUGAGAUGUUUCAGUUUAUUGAGAUGUUAGACUGUUAAUCGCCUAUUGAUACAAAUUAGCAUAUAAUUUUGCUGGCCC
This is a messenger RNA of Nicotiana tabacum (common tobacco), 733 nucleotides long. Its product is annotated as large ribosomal subunit protein uL15x-like. The record is from RefSeq and is a predicted model, not a curated record. Gene Ontology annotation, biological process: translation. Gene Ontology annotation, molecular function: structural constituent of ribosome. NCBI's taxonomy places the organism in Eukaryota, Viridiplantae, Streptophyta, Magnoliopsida, Solanales, Solanaceae. Gene Ontology annotation, cellular component: ribosome; cytosolic large ribosomal subunit.